AUGUUGAAACCAACAAGACUAUUACUACUAGGUGCACCUGGUUCUGGAAAGGGUACCAUUUCGAAAAGACUCUUGAAAAAAUUUCCUCAAUUACAAUACAUUUCUUCUGGUGAUGUGUUGAGAUCUCAGAUUGCCAAUGGGACAAACAUUGGAAUCAAAGCCGAAAAGUAUUUGAAAAAUGGAGCAUUGGUCCCUGAUCCAGUAAUGGUACGAUUGAUUAGUGACCAGUUGAAGACCCACAAUUGGUUGAAUCGUAAGGCGAGUUGGCUAUUGGAUGGAUUCCCCCGUACGAGUAACCAAGCCCAUCAAUUGAAUGAUGUGUUGGAUCAAUAUGACUCAAACUUGAAUUUGGUUGUCGAGUUGGACGUUGAUCAAAAAGUUAUCUUGCAUAGGAUAGAGUCGAGAUAUGUUCAUUUACCUAGUGGCAGGAUCUACAGCUUAGACUACAAUCCUCCAAAAGUGCCAUUCAAAGAUGACGUGACCGGUGAACCUUUGGUGAAGCGGGAGGAUGACAACGCUGAAGUUUUCCAAAAGAGGUUGGACAAGUACAAUGAAAAGAUUGGAGCUCUACGCGAAUACUAUCAGGAGUUGGGCGUGUGGAGAGUAGUUUCUGGACACACUAGUGAUAUCAUCUAUCCUCAAGUUGAAGAGUUGUUGUUGUUAUAG
Lodderomyces theae is the source of this 666-nucleotide messenger RNA. Its product is annotated as adenylate kinase. The coding region runs from base 1 to 666 and encodes 221 amino acids. The transcript has a single exon. Gene Ontology annotation, cellular component: cytoplasm; mitochondrion. The record is from RefSeq and is a predicted model, not a curated record. NCBI's taxonomy places the organism in Eukaryota, Fungi, Ascomycota, Pichiomycetes, Serinales, Debaryomycetaceae. Gene Ontology annotation, molecular function: ATP binding; AMP kinase activity. Gene Ontology annotation, biological process: nucleobase-containing compound metabolic process.